AGACAUAGAUUAGUGUUUAAUGCAUUUGAAAGCAUAGAAACAUACAUAUAGUGUACACACAGUGUGUAUAUGUGUUGUAGUGUUGGACUAUUGGCCGCUAUUUUCAAUUGUCAUCAAUUGAUUGCUUGUAAACAUUACAACAACUGUGCGCUCACUUCAACACAACUAAUAGUAAUACAACCAUCACUACAAUGGCUUUACUAAAUCAAAGAUCAGGUCAAAGUUCGUCAACAACAGCGGCCGACAAUGACUUGGCCUUUACAUCGCAAGACUUGAGCGAUUUGGCCGCAAGAAUUGGUGCCGACUUUACACUUCCCGAAGAGCAUAAUCUUGUCGAUGAGUUUGUUAAUAACGAUAUACUGGUAAAUGUAGACCAAAGUCAAGUGAUUGACGACAAGAGUGGCAAUAAUAAUAAUGCCAACGAUGUCGAUAUGGACACAAUUGUGAUCGAAACGAUCAAUGAUGUCGAUAUGAACGAUGCAAUUGUCUUCGACAAUGUUGGCAAUGAAGUGAGCAUUUCAUCGACCAAUCAAUUCUCCGACAGACAGUAUCCUGCGACUGCUGUUAUGACCAAAUCCGUAACAGCCUCUCGGGGCCGAAGAGGAACUGGAGGACAGGCAAAGAUUCGCCCACCAAAUCCACAACAAAUAAUACCCAUAUCUCAGGCGACUUCACAAUUCGUAAAAUUGAGUGCUUCAUCUCAACCACAAAUUAUACCCUUAAAUGCUCUGAGUUUGAGUCAAUUAAGCACUUCUCAAGUGUUGACUACUACCUCACCAAUUAAACUCCAAUCCGCUAAAAACAAAGCCAAGAAAGUGACAAAUGUGACCACAGUUUCAAGCAAUCAAAUAUCAAACGACACAUCGACUGUGAAAGUGAUUUAUACAUCACAGGGACAACAGAUUGUUUUUUCGCCAUCAAAACAGACUCAGUCGUUAAGUUCUGUUAUGUCAAUGCCGACCACCACCGGCGUUGCUCCGCCCGGAAAGGUUCUGCUCAGACCUAUUGGACAGGCAUUCUCUAAGACCGGUGUCAAUACAAAUCAAAAUCAACCGCAACAAGUGAUAAUCCUCUCACCAGUGAAAACAUCGACGACAGGUGUAACAACUAUAGCACCAGCAGGCGGCAAAAUAUUGCCCGUUAAAUCUGGACAACAAUUUAUUGCGGCUAAAUCGCCGCAACGCAUUUUGGCUCCGGCACCCACGCAGCCCAAGAUUGCUAUAAGUAAAGCGUCAAAUGAUGCCAAACCAGUACAACUCAUUCGUGUGGUUCCCAUAUCAUCAGCACAAUCACCUCAAUUUACAUCAAUUUCAUCUAAUAAAUUGGUUCCAUUGAGAUCAAUUGCACCCAACACUAGUGUUCGAGCUAUCGCUCCCAUAACACAAUCACCUGCCACUAAACUCAUUGUUCCGACCAGUGGUGUUAAAGUGACCUCUGGUUCACUUGUAGUAAGCACUGCGGCAUCAACUGUAUCCCAAACUGCGUACAUAACAACACCGGGCACUUCAAAUUCAGGACAGGUAUUCAUGUUACCAAAUCCAUCACUUUUAAAGAUGACUCCGACCACAACCAUUACUACAACGACACCUACAUCAGCAAAGUCGGUAACAUUUGCCACAUCUGCCACUCAGAGGACAAAUUAUGUGCCGAUUGCGCCGUCACCGAUGACCACUACAUCAACUGUCAAUUCAUUAACGGCGGCACAAAUUGGUUCAUUGAAGAUCUCUAACGGAAGCACAAAACCGGCUGAAGACCCGAACCAACGAAAACCAUGCAAUUGUACUAAAUCUCAAUGUCUUAAACUGUAUUGCGAUUGUUUUGCAAACGGAGAGUUUUGCAGUUCUUGUAAUUGCAUCAGUUGUCACAAUAACUUGGACCACGAAGAGGACCGACAGAAAGCUAUUCGUCAAUGUCUUGAACGAAAUCCACACGCUUUUCAUCCAAAGAUUGGUAAGGGAAGAGCUGGUGAUACCGAACGUAGACAUACAAAGGGAUGUAAUUGUCGACGAAGUGGUUGUCUAAAGAAUUAUUGCGAGUGUUAUGAGGCAAAGAUUCUAUGCUCUGGUCUUUGCAAAUGUGUCGGCUGUAAGAACUUUGAGGAAAGCUUUGAACGCAAAACACUCAUGCAUUUGGCCGACGCGGCUGAAGUGCGGUCAGCCCAACAAAACGCUGCCACCAAAAACAGACUCUGGAGCUCUGAUUUCAAACCAAAACUUCCCAUUAGAGUUGAUGGGGACAGGCUUCCCUGUAGUUUUAUAACAGCCGAAGUUGUUGAGGCCACGUGUCAGUGCCUAUUAGCUCAGGCAGAGCACGGAGAACGAGUUGGACUCGAUAUCAAACAUAUCGAGAAAUUGGUGAUCGAAGAGUUUGGCAGAUGUUUGACACAGAUUAUUGAUUGCGCCGCCAAAACCAGAAACGCAAAAUUUAAGACAGAAAUAGUUUAGAGAAACAUUUCAUUGAAAUGUCUCAAGAAUUUCAUAUUUAUUUUAAUUGUAUUUUUAUGUUUUUUUUUUUGAUGAGUCGUUAUUUAUUUUGAAUUUGAAAAAUUUUAAUUUGA
Messenger RNA from Oppia nitens, 2557 nucleotides. Its product is annotated as protein lin-54 homolog. Bases 192 to 2444 code for a protein of 750 amino acids. Gene Ontology annotation, biological process: regulation of DNA-templated transcription. The record is from RefSeq and is a predicted model, not a curated record. Gene Ontology annotation, cellular component: nucleus. The transcript has 6 exons. NCBI's taxonomy places the organism in Eukaryota, Metazoa, Arthropoda, Arachnida, Sarcoptiformes, Oppiidae.